GCCAGUUGUAGAAAACAUGGAGCAUUCAUUCAAUCUACCGCAAAAUAAUGCAAUACAAACGUAACAUCAAAACCCAAAACCAAAACCGAAAUUCACAUUUCACACACACACUCACACGAUCCAAACGCAAUGCUAAGAGAUGAAAUCAUUGGUUCCAAAAGCGCAAGGCACAGCACCACCGCCGCUGUAUCUUCGAAUAAGGUUCUCGUGGCGGUUAAAGCGGAGAAGGUGAUCUCAAACACCGCAUUAGCAUGGGCGCUUACUAACAUCGUUCAUUCAAGCGACUCAAUCACUCUUCUCGCUGUUUAUUCUACUGAAAAAACUGGGAGAAGAUUCUGGAAUUUUUCGAGAAUUGGUGGAGAUUGUUCGAAUUUGAAGAAACUCGCCGACGCGGGAAAGUCGCCGGAGGAGAUUUCUGAUAUCUCUGAGUCUUGCGCUCAGAUGAUUUUUCAGUUGCAUAAUCAUGUUGAGGUUAGGGUGAAGAUUAAGGUUGUCACAGGAACUCCCAGUGGUGCGGUGGCAGCUGAAGCUAGAUGGAGUGGUUCCCAUUGGGUCAUACUGGACAAGAAAUUAAAGCAAGAGAUAAAACAUUGCAUGGAUGAACUCGGCUGUAGCAUUGUGGUGAUGAAUGGCUCACAGCCUAAAGUCCUCAGACUUAAUUUAGGAGGACAUUCCAAUGAACUUCAAACUCCAUUUUUCUCUGCUCCCUCUUCACCAGGUAUAGAAAUUGGAAAGUUAAAAGGCCGCAGAUUGAAGCAUUCCACCCCAGUUGGUAGCCCUGAAGAAACAGGUUCUUCUGUUACAAGAAGUAUUGGAGUAGAUUCAGUGUCAAGUUCAGACUCAAUGACUUCUCCUUUCCUGGUCUAUAAAGAAAACCCUCUGUAUGAGGGUCACGGAUCACAAAAAAGAACAAACAAACCAACCAACGAGCCAAAGAAUUUCAACUUCAAGCCACCUUUGUACUGUAAUUUGGAAAGGGAUAGCCCUCCCCCUUCAAGGAAACUCCCAACAUCGUCUCUGGCUAGUGAUAAGAACACUGAAUUUUGGAUCCAUCAGAACCACAUUAAUAAUGAGAAGCUUCAAAGGGCUGAAAAUAAACCUAUUCAAAGAACAAAAUCUCCAAAUUCUAAAACUUUACUUGAGAAUUUCUUACACUGUGAUCAAGAGAAGAGAACAAAUGAACUCGAGUUUAACAAAGCUGAAAGUAGAAGUUAUGUCACUAGCUCAAGCAUCAGAGAAAGUCCUAUUCCUUUGGGUAGAAAUUCCUCUGUACCUCCCCCCUUGUGCUCUCAGUGUCAGAAUAUAGCACCUGUAUUUGGAAAUCCUCCUAGACGGUUUUCUUAUAGAGAGAUAGCAGAAGCUACUGACAUGUUCUCAGAUUUGAAUUUUUUGGCUGAAGGUGGAUUUGGUGUGGUUCACAAAGGAAUACUCAAAGAUGGCCAAGUUGUUGCAGUGAAACAAUUAAAAUUUAGUGGCUCUCAAGCAGAUCUUGAUUUCUGCAGGGAAGUUCGGCUUUUGAGUUGCGCACAACACAGAAAUGUUGUAUUGCUAAUAGGAUUUUGCACAGAGGAAAGUGUGAGGAUAUUAGUCUAUGAGUAUAUAUGUAAUGGGACGUUAGACCUCUGCUUACAUGGCAGAGAUAGUAUAACCUUGGAUUGGAACUCGCGGUUAAAGAUAGCAAUUGGAGUUGCACGAGGCUUACGUUACCUCCAUGAAGAUUGUAGAGUUGGUUGUAUAGUGCACAGAGAUAUUAGACCCAAAAAUAUCCUCUUAACCCAUGACUUUGAACCUCUGGUGGCUGAUUUUGGCCUUGCUAGAUGGCAAUCAGAAUGGAAUAUAAAUACAGAAGAUCGAGUUAUGGGAACUUCAGGGUACAUUGCACCGGAGUAUCUUGAUGCUGGAAUUCUUACGUGUAAAGUAGAUGUAUAUGCAUUUGGAAUUGUUUUAUUAGAGUUAAUGACAGGUCGAAAAAUUAGUGAGUUGGAACAGUUCAAUGGACAUUCAUAUCUUUCUGAAUGGUUUCACCCCCUACACAUGUUGGAUCCCAAUCACAUCUUACAAAACGUUGGAUCUCUCAACCCAUGGUUGGAUUCUGAAGGGUCACUAGAAUUUAAUCUUCAAUUGAAAGCCAUGGCACAAGCUGCUUCACUGUGCCUGUGUUUGGACCCCGACUCCAGACCCCCAAUAUCAAAGAUCCUCAGAGUGCUGGAAGGGGGCAAUCCAGUUCGUUCUUUGGGUUUAGACAUCAAUUCAGUUGGUAACAUAAGUGGUCAUUUAAGUGGUUUGAGUUCGCAUACUCCUCCUAAAGGUACAAUAAGCCAUUCUCGCAUGUUAUCACAUUGAUAUCUACUUUGGCUCUUGGGUUAGAGGAUUCUGUUGUUGUCAAUAUGGUUCUGUUCUGUUUCUGAUCUCAUGGUAACAAUUGAUCUAUUUGAGGCAUGACUAUCACUCAUAGGUACAUACAAACAUUCAGACAAGAACAUCAUUUGGUGUUGAAAAGUCCAUAUCUUAGACGUACUUAUAAAAUAUAGAUUUGUAUUUUUUAAUUUAGUCUCUCAGUCAUGAUUUUAAAUUGCGAUUGCGGUCAUGAAUCACAAAUGUGGUUGUAGUCGUUGUGAUUACGGUCACUGCACUUGGUGCAACGCACAUUGCGGCAUGAAAUAAUUUUAAUUUUCAUAAACUAUGUAAAGUUGCACCACUGUGCUACUACACUAUUUACCCAUCAUAACAUAGUUUUAAUUUUCUUUAUAAAUAA
This is a messenger RNA of Medicago truncatula (barrel medic), 2755 nucleotides long. Its product is annotated as inactive protein kinase SELMODRAFT_444075. NCBI's taxonomy places the organism in Eukaryota, Viridiplantae, Streptophyta, Magnoliopsida, Fabales, Fabaceae. Gene Ontology annotation, molecular function: ATP binding; protein tyrosine kinase activity. The transcript has 8 exons. Bases 130 to 2343 code for a protein of 737 amino acids. The record is from RefSeq and is a predicted model, not a curated record. Gene Ontology annotation, biological process: protein phosphorylation.